AUGGGGAUUGAUGGAGUGCAGAAGGUGGGACAAGAGUUCUAUGGGAAUAUUGGGUCUUCUUCGUUUAAGCCAUUUGAAGCCCUAGAGAUUCUGAGGUUUGAAGAGAUGUUAGAGUGGGAGGAAUGGGUUUGUCGUGAAAUUGAAUUCCCUUGUUUGAAGGUGCUUUAUAUCAAGGAAUGUCCAAAGCUGAAAAAGGAUUUACCGAAACACCUUCCUAAAUUAACAAAACUUGAGAUUAGAGAAUGCAAGCAGCUGGUGUGUUGUCUUCCAAUGGCUCCCUCCAUUCGUAAAUUGGAGUUGGAGGAAUGUGAUGAUGUGGUGGUUAGGAGUGCGGGCAGUCUCACCUCAUUGGCUUCCUUGGAUAUAAGCAAUGUUUGUAAAAUACCAGAUGAAUUAGGACAACUGCAUUCUCUUGUAGAGUUGUAUGUGCGUUUUUGUCCCGAGCUAAAGGAAAUUCCACCCAUUCUUCACAACCUUACCUCUCUUAAAAACUUGAACAUCCAGGGUUGUGAGAGUCUUGCAUCUUUUCCGGAGAUGGCGCUGCCACCCAUGCUUGAAGGCCUUCAAAUUUUUUCCUGUCCCAUUCUGGAGUCCCUACCAGAGGGAAUGAUGCAAAAUAAUACGACUCUGCAAUACUUGGAUAUCCAUAGUUGUCGUUCUCUGAGGUCCUUGCCCAGGGACAUUGAUUCAUUGAAGAAACUUUCAAUCUACGAGUGUAAGAAAUUGGAGUUAGCACUCCCGGAGGAUAUGACGCACAAUCACUACGCUUCCCUUACCCAAUUAAAUAUAACAAAUAGUUGUGAUUCUCUCACGUCCUUUCCAUUAGCCUCCUUCACAAAGCUUGAGUAUCUUUUUAUCGAAAAUUGUGGAAAUCUGGAGUCCCUUUACAUUCCAGAUGGACUUCACCACGUGGAUCUCACAUCUCUCCAGUCAUUGUCCAUAUCUAAUUGCCCUAAUCUGGUAUCUUUUCCACGAGGAGGAUUGCCCACUCCCAAUUUAAGACUGCUUCGGAUACUACGUAACUGCGAAAAGCUCAAGUCACUGCCCCAAGGGAUGCACACCCUCCUUACAUCCCUUCAAGAUUUGUAUAUAUAUGAUUGUCCAGAAAUUGAUUCAUUUCCAGAAGGGGGAUUGCCCACUAAUCUAUCUGAGCUCUACAUCAUAAGUUGCAACAAACUCGUGGCCAAUCCGAUGGAGUGGGGCUUGCAAACGCUUCCCUUUCUUAGAAGCCUGAUGAUUGGUGGAUGUGAAAAAGAAAGAUUUCCCGAGGAGCGAUUUCUGCCCUCCACUCUCACCUCCCUUGAAAUUUGGGGUUUUCCAAAUCUGAAAUCCCUGGACAAUAAGGGGCUUCAGCAUCUUACCUCUCUUGAAACUCUGGAGAUUUCGAAAUGUGAAAAGCUCAAGUCCUUCCCAAAACAGGGGCUGCCCUCCUCCCUUUCACGUCUUUAUAUUCAAGGGUGUCCUCUGCUGAAGAAACGGUGCCAAAGGAAUAAAGGGAAAGAAUGGCCCAACAUUUCUCACAUCCCCUGCAUAGCGUUCGACAGAUACACGAAAAAUGAGGAGGUGAUCUUAUCAUGA
Vitis riparia (riverbank grape) is the source of this 1578-nucleotide messenger RNA. Its product is annotated as putative disease resistance protein At3g14460. Bases 1 to 1578 code for a protein of 525 amino acids. Lineage: Eukaryota; Viridiplantae; Streptophyta; Magnoliopsida; Vitales; Vitaceae. The transcript has a single exon. The record is from RefSeq and is a predicted model, not a curated record.